AUGGCCCCCCGGAUACAGAGCCGGAGCGUGUCCAAUCUUCUCCCCUACAUCACAACUUCUUCCUCCUCCACAUCAUCCUCUAUUCCCUCUCUAUGCUCCUCAUCACAAUCCUCCCGUUAUUUCUCUGCCACCCCGGCCCCACAGACUAAGCUUCGUCGGCAAAUGUUUGAAUGGCUUUCCACCCAAGGUUCCGGUCUCAAGCACCACACUCCUGGCGAGACCAACUACUUGAGGAUGGCGGAUGGCAGCCAGUCCAACCGACCGUUUCCGAACAACAUGACCUUUAUUAGCGAGACUGUCCUCAGCGAGGAGCUGCGAAAUGAGGUUUAUUUCCGCGUUAAGGAGCAGAAGAAGAGUCCACGUGCUGUCAGUGUCGAACUCGGCAUUGACAUGAACCGCAUUGCUGCCGUGGUACGAUUAGUUGAAUUGGAGCGGAGGCAACGAGACAAGGGUAACCCUCUAGCAUUGCCAUACGCUCGUGCUGUGCACGAAAUGGUCCCCACCACUCCCCUCGCCCAGGCCGGCGAGCGCCAAACCUACCACGAACCUAUCAAUGACCUCCCCGUCCACCCUGCCACUGGCGCCCAGAUCUUUUACCCUGUACCCGAAUCGCGACCUUUCACCCGUGUCGACGCUGGCCGCGUCUUCUCUGGUGCCCCAACACUUGAGAAGAAGGUCAGCGACAAAAUCACACACCCCUCCGACUUGGUGGAAGACGUCAUCCAGAAGCCUGGCUCUAUCGAGUGGGUUGGAAAGGGUGACAACGCCCGCCAGGUCCUGCAGCCGGCGGAUGUACGCAUCCCGCACCCGCAGCUGGUCCAACUGGCCCGUGACCGUGCCGCGUUCCCCGAAGAGCGCCGUACUGUUACCCAGCGCCACGCGGAGCGUCUGGAGCGCCAGGAGAAGGCCGAGAAAGAGCGUGCCGCUCAUGCGGCAGAGCGUCGUAACCGAAAUACCGAGACGAUUGAGCCUAUUGAUAGUCGCUUUAGCUUCCGCAUCAAGGACGCUGUCGUCAGCAAAGAGACUGUUGGCAAGAAUGGUCGUGCACCAUGGGCCCCUGGUCGGCGCUACGGUGUGCCGACUAAUGAUCGCACCCGUGGCACGGUCAAGAUCCCUACUCGCGUCAAUGUUUAG
Penicillium waksmanii is the source of this 1134-nucleotide messenger RNA. RefSeq names its product mitochondrial 37S ribosomal protein mS45. The transcript is spliced from 2 exons. Gene Ontology annotation, molecular function: structural constituent of ribosome. Gene Ontology annotation, biological process: mitochondrial translation. The coding region runs from base 1 to 1134 and encodes 377 amino acids. NCBI's taxonomy places the organism in Eukaryota, Fungi, Ascomycota, Eurotiomycetes, Eurotiales, Aspergillaceae. The record is from RefSeq and is a predicted model, not a curated record. Gene Ontology annotation, cellular component: mitochondrial small ribosomal subunit.